CAGUGCAUUAGAGUGAGUCUGUGGAGGUAGACGUGCUCUGAUUUCAGUUGUGGAUCACCCCUCUAGUCGGCUGCACAUAAUGCUGGGUGUUAUCGGCCUGUUUCUGGCGGCGUUCGCUGCCCUGCUGCUCUGGGACUACCUCUGGAGGAAGCGGCGCAACGAUAUGCUCUCCUACAUGCCUGGUCCACGGCCGCUGCCCCUUCUGGGCAAUGUGCUCAUGUACCGCGGCCUGGAUGCCGAACAAAUCAUGGACUUUGUGGCCAAGAACCAGGCCAAGUACGGUAAAAUCUACAAGGUCUGGGUCAUCCAUCAGUUGGCCGUCUUCUCCACGGAUCCCCGGGAUAUUGAAUUCCUUCUGAGCAGCCAGCAGCACAUCACCAAGAAUAACCUUUACAAAUUGCUAAACUGCUGGCUGGGCGAGGGCCUCCUGAUGAGCACUGGCCGGAAAUGGCAUGGACGCCGCAAGAUCAUCACUCCCACGUUCCACUUCAAGAUCCUGGAGCAGUUUGUGGAGAUUUUUGAUCAGCAGAGUGCCGUUAUGGUGGAGAAACUAAAGUCCAGGGCGGAUGGGAAGACGGCGUUUAAUAUCUUCCCAGUGGUGUGCCUCACGGCUCUGGAUAUUAUAGCAGAAACCGCCAUGGGCACCAAGAUCAAUGCCCAGAUGAACCCCAAUCUUCCCUACGUCAAGGCUGUCAAUGAUGUCACCAACAUCAUGACCACCCGGUUCAUAAAUGCCUGGCAGCGUGUUGACUGGAUCUUCCGCCUGAUCCAGCCCAAGGAGGCCAAGCGCCAGGACACGGCCAUUAAGAUAAUGCACGACUUCACCGAGAACAUCAUCCGGCAGAGGCGACAGGCUCUGGUGAACUCCCAGGACCCGAACUCUCCCUCGGAGCUGGUGGAUGACUUGGGCCAGAAGCGACGCAUGGCCCUUUUGGAUGUCCUGCUGCAGUCCACCAUCGAUGGAGCGCCGCUGAGCGACGAGGAUAUCCGGGAGGAGGUGGACACUUUUAUGUUCGAGGGCCACGACACCACCACUUCGGCCAUUUCCUUCUGCCUGUACGAGAUCUCACGGCACCCGGAGGUGCAGAAGCGCCUCGUCCAGGAAAUACACGAGGUCCUGGGCGACGAUACCCAGAGACCGGUCACCCUGCGGGACCUGGGCGAGCUGAAGUACAUGGAGAACGCGAUCAAGGAGUCCCUGCGUCUGCACCCGCCAGUGCCCAUGAUCGGUCGCUGGUUUGCCGAGGAUGUGGAAAUCCGCGGCAAGCGCAUUCCGGCUGGUACUAACUUCACCGUGGGAAUCUACGUGCUACUCCGCGAUCCGGAGUACUUUGACUCGCCGGAUGAAUUCCGACCAGAGAGAUUCGAGGCGGAUGUGCCGCAGACUCAUCCGUAUGCCUAUAUACCCUUCUCGGCGGGUCCCAGGAACUGCAUCGGCCAGAAGUUCGCCAUGCUGGAGAUGAAGAGCACCAUUAGCAAGCUCCUCCGUCAUUUUGAACUUCUCCCCCUGGGUCCUGACCCUCGACUAUCGAUGAACAUUGUCCUGCGCUCUGCCAACGGUGUACAUUUGGGUCUGAAGCCACGCUCCGCAGCUAAAGAGGAUUGAUCUGAAAGAUUAAAUCAAAUCUGGCCUCAGGGAAUUGUAAAUUUUAGAUUUUAAAAGGUUUCUAAUCUAUUUUUAAUCCAUUAAUCGAUUUAUUUUAAUUAAAAAAACCAUUUCAAUGUAAAUAUUUAAACUUUGAGAGUUAUAAUCAUAAUUUAUAAGAGAUUCUACUUAAAAAAGUAAAUAGUUUUUGUUAAAUGAUUAAACGAACUACUAGACCACUUCUAAUGGAUCAUCUAUAUCUAUAAUAGAUUCUAUAUGCUGUAAUAUCAUUUAAAAAAUAUAAACUAAAUGAAUCCAA
Molecule: messenger RNA, 1904 nt
Organism: Drosophila ananassae
Lineage: Eukaryota; Metazoa; Arthropoda; Insecta; Diptera; Drosophilidae
Gene: Cyp4d2
Product: cytochrome P450 4d2
Exons: 5
Coding region: 80-1606 (508 amino acids)
Molecular function (GO): iron ion binding; heme binding; monooxygenase activity
Source: RefSeq, a predicted model, not a curated record